AAUUAAAGGAAUCGGAGGUUGAAAAAAAAUUUUCCAUGGUUGAGGAAAUUAUAAGGCUGUUGUACUUUGCGACGGUGUUUAGCUUUCCGCGUAGACCUGAUUUUUGGGCAACUAGGAGUGAGAGGGAGCGAUGUUUGGCAUAUACUAAUGUCAAUGACAGUAAUGCGCGGGAGGUUGUUAGUGAGAUGGAUCUAACCCUCAUAUCUAUGCUUGGGAGCCUGCUAAUAUCAAGGCCUGUGAAUUGGACUUUGUCCCAUCAGAAUGCACUGCAACUGUGCGUUAAGCAUGCCAGGCUCUGGCUUGCUAAGUCUGAUCAGCCCAUUGGAUCUAACCCUUAUUUGACAUAUUCUGGAUUGAGGGAGAAACUAAACAAGAUCAUGGCAUCAGACUAUUUCACUACAACACCAGAGAUGAAGGCUCCUGUUGAGGUGGCAGCUGCUGCUGGCAGCUAUGGUUCCUUUCAAGUGCCAGCGCAUGGAUCUGUCAUGCCAGUCCAAGUCGAAGGUUCUGUGGUGCAGUAUCAACAGAAGGAAGAAGAGACAGCAAAUGCUGAAGAAGAUGAAUCAUAUGAUAAUCAGUUGAGCCCUGCAGAAGAAUUUCAUCAGGGGGAGACUGAAAACUAUUCUGAACUUCCCGUACAAAAUGAGCCCACCACACAUCAAGCACAAAAUUUGCAGGAGUAUGAGCCCAAGGAGCAAAAUUAUGCUCCUCGAAGAUCGUAUCCAAAUUACAGAGGUGGUCGUACUGUGGGUGCAAGCGGCCGUAGGGGAUAUGCUAAUGGCCGUGGAGGGCGCGGCAGGGGAGGGGCCUAUCAGAAUGGCCGCAACCAGCACUAUGACCAGCCUGGUACUUACUAUCCCAGGAACAACUAUUACAGAGGAAGAGGGGGUAGGGGUUUCAAUGGGAACUACAACUAUCAUGCCAGUCAAGCUGGCUAUGUUGUAGCAGAUUCAUGAGGCUGAUGCUUCAAGGGUCUGGUAGUCUCCUUUCAUUUCC
Messenger RNA from Coffea arabica (coffee), 996 nucleotides. RefSeq lists its product as uncharacterized. Lineage: Eukaryota; Viridiplantae; Streptophyta; Magnoliopsida; Gentianales; Rubiaceae. The record is from RefSeq and is a predicted model, not a curated record.